CUCCCUCUCUACCGAGACCACCACCAUCACCAACUCUGCUUCGCCGUAGCAGCAGCUCAUGCAGCAGCAGCACAAGCCGAAGGCGGCGGCAGAUCCAGCCGACGCGACAGCUCGUCCGCGCCGCUUCUCCUCCUGCUCCGGCUCGGAAUCAGCCGCGAUUGCCUCGUCGGGACUCCCCCGGAUCCGCUCCCGGAAUGGAUAGAGAAGCCAAGAAAGAGGCGUUCAGAAAGUAUCUUGAAUCCAGCGGUGUGCUUGAUACUCUCACAAAAGUUCUUGUUGCAUUAUAUGAGGAGAAUGACAAGCCUUCAUCUGCGGUCGAGUUUGUUCAGCAGAAACUAGGUGGACCAUCAAUAUCGGACUAUGAAAAGCUCAAAGCUGAGAAGUUGGAUUUGCAAUUAAAGUAUACUGAGCUUUUAGAGACACACAAGGAAACAUGCAGACAGUUGGAUGAACUUAAGAAUUUGAAGAACAGGAGUGGAAACGAUGGGUGUUGACGUUGUAGAUGUAUGAUCAAACAUGAUUAUUCAUCUGCAUCCAUUACCAGGUUCUAUGCAUAGUGAUGAAAUUCGCCGAGUUCACAUCAUCCACCACGCAUUGUAUCAUAUUUUACAAGAACUUUGGCCAUGUGCAUUCUAGAUGGAGAGGCCAGGGAUGUAAUCCAUCUUCCUUAACUAAAAAUGUAUCAUAUUUUUACUCCUCUUGAUCCCUUCACAUACCAGAGCACCCAAAUGCAUCCAUUCUCGAAUUCGGUCAGAGCAUCAGAUUGGUCACUACUAUCUUCAUGGCUGAAAUAUUAUCCUGGGGCAUAUGAUUAAGAGUUGAUACUUUGAGAGAAAAAUCCGCUCUGUUGUAAUUGUAAAGCAAAUGCCAAUUUGUGGCUUCAAUAGAAUUGGCUGGAAAUUUUCCUGGUC
Oryza brachyantha (malo sina) is the source of this 911-nucleotide messenger RNA. Its product is annotated as c-Myc-binding protein homolog. The transcript is spliced from 5 exons. Gene Ontology annotation, molecular function: transcription coactivator activity. The record is from RefSeq and is a predicted model, not a curated record. The coding region runs from base 195 to 494 and encodes 99 amino acids. Gene Ontology annotation, biological process: regulation of DNA-templated transcription. Gene Ontology annotation, cellular component: nucleus. NCBI's taxonomy places the organism in Eukaryota, Viridiplantae, Streptophyta, Magnoliopsida, Poales, Poaceae.